This is a messenger RNA of Gadus morhua (Atlantic cod), 2955 nucleotides long. It is a transcript of the gene ssbp2a, whose product is annotated as single stranded DNA binding protein 2a. Gene Ontology annotation, cellular component: nucleus. Gene Ontology annotation, molecular function: single-stranded DNA binding; protein binding. Lineage: Eukaryota; Metazoa; Chordata; Actinopteri; Gadiformes; Gadidae. The record is from RefSeq and is a predicted model, not a curated record. Gene Ontology annotation, biological process: positive regulation of transcription by RNA polymerase II. Bases 112 to 1185 code for a protein of 357 amino acids. The transcript is spliced from 17 exons.
CGAGUCAUCCAAUAGGAAACGACGCUGCUUGUGUCACCAUGGUGACGGGGCUGUGCCCAGGGAGGUUGUGAUGGGUUGACAGGUGCGUGACAAUCGGAGCUCUCUGCAAGCAUGUACGCCAAAGGCAAGAGUAGCAACGUGCCGUCCGACAGCCAAGCCAGAGAAAAGUUAGCGCUGUACGUGUACGAAUACCUGCUGCAUGUAGGAGCGCAGAAGUCCGCACAGACCUUUCUCUCAGAGAUCCGAUGGGAAAAGAACAUCACAUUAGGGGAACCUCCAGGCUUCCUCCAUUCCUGGUGGUGUGUCUUCUGGGACCUGUACUGCGCCGCGCCUGAGCGAAGAGAGACUUGUGAACACUCGAGUGAGGCCAAGGCGUUUCAUGACUAUAGUGCAGCAGCAGCUCCCAGCCCGGUCCUGGGGAACCUCCCCCCAGGUGAUGGCAUGCCGGUGGGACCGGUUCCUCCGGGAUUCUUCCAGCCAUUCAUGUCGCCUCGCUACCCAGGUGGGCCGAGACCUCUCAGAUUACCCAAUCAGGGGAUCGGGGUCCCUGGGGGCCAGACGAUGUUAACGAGUGGGAUGGACCCCACAAGACAGCAAGGACAUCCAAAUAUGGGCGGGCCAAUGCAGAGGAUGACUCCGCCGAGAGGGAUGGUUCCCCUCGGGCCACAGAACUACGGCGGGGGGAUGAGGCCACCUCUGAAUGCUCUGGUUGGUCCGGGAAUGCCCGGCAUGAACAUGGGGCCUGGCGGUGGGAGACCUUGGCCGAAUCCUCCAAAUGCAAAUUCGGUCCCCUACUCCUCUGCCUCCCCAGGGAGCUACGUGGGUCCGCCGGGAGGGGGGGGCCCACCUGGUACUCCCAUAAUGCCCAGUCCAGCUGAUUCAACGAACUCCGGUGACAACAUGUACACCAUGAUCAACUCAGUCCCCCCCGGCGGAGGCCGGCCAAACUUCCCGAUGGGUCCUGGUAACGACGGUCCUCUGGGCAGCCUGGCUGGGAUGGAGCCUCACCACAUGAACGGCUCGUUAGGGUCUGGGGACAUCGACAGUCUGCCAAAGAACUCUCCCGGCAACCUGAGUAUGAGCAACCAGCCGGGGACCCCCCGGGAAGAUGGCGAGAUGGGCGGGAACUUCUUGAACCCCUUUCAGAACGAGAGUUAUUCUCCAAAUAUGACAAUGAGCGUGUGAAGGCGCCGGAUGCUGAUUGGCCAGCCGGUUUUCCAGUGGGUCUGGAGAACGCUACGCGGCGUCGGAGAGCCAACGUGACUUCACCUGGGCCAGUGACUCUCGCCCCGCCUGCCCCAAGCAGGACACCUCCCGACCACCACCCCACCCACCCACCCACCCAAGCCCUACACUGGGUCCUGUCCUUCUACUCCACCUUCUGUCCCCCCCCCCUAUCCGCAUCCCCCUUUUUGCAGCAUUUUUUUUUUCUCCCCCCGUUAUAAGUUGUGUAUGUGCCGUACGACAUCACGCGAAGACACACCCUGCAAGACUCGUAGGAAGAGAACUGUGUGUGUGUGUGUGUGUGCUCACCCUCACGCUCCUCCACCAUGAGGGUGAGCCUGUGUGUUCUACCCUGUCCCUUGUUGGAUAUUUAUGCUAAAACAGCCCCAGAAGCUAAAGGGAAGGCCGCAGCCAGACAGCCAGACAUGCUAAGGAGGAGCUAAGAAGAUUCUUCUUUUUUUUUUUUAUGAAGGCUUGAACUUGAAACCGAACUUGACUAAAGACCAUCAUCACGACAACAUCGUGGCGACAUCUGCGUUAUUUGUGCGCUCUUUCUAUUUAUUAUUUUGAAUGGUUUAAUGCGCGGCGGUGAACAGAGAAAGGGCACCUUUACCUUAUUUGUUAUAAGUCCCUCUUCAGAUCAAUAUUGGUAAUGAUAUUUUAAAUGGGUGUGCUUCUCUGAUGCUCUGUCCAUCUUAUAUGUUUAAUACCAGCGCCGAUGAUGAUAAGAAAUGAUGUAAAAAAGAAAAACAGCUGAGUUCUCACUUCUCAACCAAUGUUCAAGGUUCAAUCAAGAGGAUCACAAUUGUCAAAAUUAAAGACCUUGUUUAUUAACUGAAUGUCGAAUCGCUCCAUGAUCAUUUGUCAUCAAUGGACACUUUAAGAAUAACCACCACAGUCUUGGAAGAGCUGUGAAUUUUUGCAGAAAAUAAAUAAUCUGCGUUUCCUAUUAAAAAGACGAGGUAAGUAUGGCAUACAACAAAGUAAAGAUGCGCAAGAUUUCAUCCUUAAACGGGCAUCAUUAUUUUUUAUCUACAUACUUAAUGGUUGAUUGACCUUAAAGGGUUUUCCAAUGGCUUUUUAAUCAUAUCAUUUGGAAUAUUAAUUCAAAAGAUGAACGGUCCAAAGUACAUACAGGACACAAACGUAUCAACUCAUAAGUGUCACUUGUAUUUAAGUUAUUUUUGUCGUCCGGAUAAACUGUGAUCAUAGUCUGGCUUCGAGGGAACGUUGGUAUGAAAUGGUAUGCAGGCUUGUUUAUAAUUCAAUGUUUUAGGCCUAUUUCACUGCCCAAGUUGUAUUAUUGUUAUUUUUAUGUAUGAAUCGAUUUUUGCUUGUUAACAUUUUAUGCUCCCCCUCCUUUACAGAAAAUGUACAGUUCGCAAUGUAGCUCCUCUGUCUUAAUAUGUGUAUUUGAUAAUAUUUAACAAAAAAAGAAAAAAACGUGACAGAGAAAGGCAAAAGGCAUACAUGGAUCAUCACCACCGAUAGCAGCAUUCUGUUUGUCUUUUGUGUUCUCUUGAAUAAGUCAUACAUUGUAACAAUAGAACCCGUCUUUGUACAUUUUGCUCAUCAUUUGCAGUUAUUUCGCAUUACGUGGGACUUCAUUUGUGACGUGAUCAUUUUCUCUCUUUUUUUAUUAUUCUUGUAUUAUGUUUUGUAAAUAUAUUGAGAAGUACUACAUGAGUUUCAAAUAUGCUGAUAAAAAGCCUCUCAUCCCUUGAAAAAUUC